This is a messenger RNA of Jaculus jaculus (lesser Egyptian jerboa), 412 nucleotides long. RefSeq names its product chromosome 11 C4orf48 homolog (gene Nicol1). Lineage: Eukaryota; Metazoa; Chordata; Mammalia; Rodentia; Dipodidae. The record is from RefSeq and is a predicted model, not a curated record. The transcript has 4 exons. The coding region runs from base 83 to 364 and encodes 93 amino acids.
GCGGUGCGUCUUCUUAAGUCGCCCGCGCUGCUGGUCGCGCGGUUCUCUGAACCGCGGGCGGCCCGGGCUCCCCUCCUCGGCCAUGGCCUUCCAGUCGGCGUGUCGGUCUCUGCUUUCGCCGCCGUCUUUGCUGCCGCUGCUGCUGCUGAGCCUGGCGCUGCUGGGCACCCGCGCCGAGCCCGCCGCCGGGAGCGCAGUCCCCGCGCAGAGCCGCCCGUGCGUGGACUGUCACGCGUUUGAGUUCAUGCAGCGCGCCCUGCAGGACCUGAGGAAGACAGCCUACAGCCUAGACGCUCGGACUGAAACUCUCCUGCUGCAGGCAGAACGCCGGGCCCUGUGUGCCUGCUGGCCAGCUCUACGCUGAAGACCCUUGGCCAGUGCUGUUCCUUGUGAAUAAACGCCUGUCAGCAUA